GCCCAUUUCACAUCUCGCAGGAUAUAAAAUCUCUCUGUGAGAGAGUCGAUCACUUCGCUCUCUGAAUACCUUCUUUGUCCUUGCAACCGAAAGUUCGUCAUGGGUUCCAUUGCUCUCCUUGGCUUUCUGUUGACUGCACUUGUAGCAGUAAGGCCUGUUGAUGGUGCGAUCUUGUACGGAUGUGGAACUUUCGCCAUUGGACCGUCUGAAUUCCAGUGCAAGUCUUUCGCAUUCUCGCCGGCAUUUUCGUCUGCGGACGUCACAGCUGGAAUCCACGUACAGAUCUCUCUGUAUAUGACUGACCUACCUGGACCGACCUACGAACCAGCGGUGGGCUGGGUCGAGAAUGUCACUCCUUCCGGUUUCACCUCCUGUGUUGAGACUUCGGCUGAGAUCACUUCCACAAGAGCUGUCACACUACAGUGGAUGGCUUUUGCGGGCAAUCCCGAAAAUGGUUUGGCGGGAACUGCCGUCGUGCCCUUGUUUACAGCGGGAACCGAGUGCGUUGAUGUGGACUUCAUCGGAGUGACAUUUUCGACAACUCCGCACGUGUUUGUAACCGCUGUCCACAUUGACCCGCUAAGUAACUCCCAUGAUGCAGCGAGCGUGUGGGCGGAGGGCGCCACUCGAUAUGCCUUCAAGAUUUGCUUGCGGGAGCUAAAGAACUUUGACGGAGUUCAUCAGAACAUCAAAGUGGAUUGGCUUGCCCUCAAAGGUAUCCCCUCAGGAUGGGCCGUCCGGAUAGGCACUUCGGUCACACUGCCAAACACUGAAGACCUGACGGCCAGUACGAGAUACAGCUUCUGCAAGGAUGUGACGUUCAGUAAUGAAUUUUACGCCGCCCCAGUGUUGAUAACCACAGCUCAUCACACCACUAACUUGCAAACCAACCCUAAAGCCAUCUCCCCGGAUAAUAACGCCAUCACUGAGUGGAUUGAGUCGGUGAACAAAACUGGGUUCAAGGUGUGUAUGAAGGACAUUCAGCCUUUUGACGGUCACCACGACCCCGUGGACAUCGAGUACCUCGCCAUCGGCAACCUUGAUCCUUGUAUCGAGGUCACGUGCGAUUUCUUUGCCGUAUGCCAGGCAUUCGGGCCCAAGGAUGCUCGCUGCAUCUGCCCGCACAACUGUGCAACAUAUGAGAACCAGAGAUGUGGAGAAGACAACGUCACGUACACCAACGAGUGCACCCACCAGAAAGCCAUGUGCGACCAGACACAGACCAUUGGUAUCCGUCACAUGGGACCUUGCUUCCCUUUCAUUUUGCACCGUGGCCGCGUUCUUCUCACCCUGGAUACUACAGACGUACAGUGCAACACCGUGCCCUACGCCGCCCCCACAUUCCUACCGCACUACCACGUGCACGUGCAGGCCAGCAUCAACUAUUACUCGCACGCGCCCAGCUCGCCUUACAUACACGACGCUGCCGUCGUCUGGGCAGAGAACGUCGGACUUACCAACUUCACUGUGUGCGCACUAAAAGCCGGACGCACGGACCGGGCCACGCCGGACGGAGGCAACACUUAUAUCGACUACAUCGCGUACCAAGGAUCCCCCGCAGGGGCUGUGGCGGGCGAGGAGAGCAUGGAGAACUGGUGGGAUGGGACGUACUGCAAGUCUGUCACGCUACCUUCCGGCAAGUUCUCGAGCAAGCCAUACAUCAUUACGUCAGCCCAGCACGCGGUGAUUGGUCAGAAACACGAUGCAGCGACCACGUGGGUUGAGGACGUCACCACCUCGUCUUUCCGUAUCUGUCUGCGAGAAAUGCAAAACUUCGACGGUCUGCACAGCAGCAUUAGCGUGAACUGGAUGGCAUACGAGACGUUACCAUCUACCUUCCUGGCUGAAAAGAGGACCCUCGCAUUCCCAAAUCUGGGUCUUCCCCUUGCUGCCGACAAUAACGCAUUCUGUCAGGUGAUGGCUUUAAACGGAAACUACACGUCCCCGCCCACAAUGAUAGUGACGUCAGGGCACAGCACGUCACAAGGCGUGAUCCCGGAGUAUAACAGCAUUGCAUCUUGGGUAGAGUACAUCACAACUAACAGCACCAAGAUCUGCACCAAGGAGCUGCACACACCGAACGGUUACGACCCCGUCGAGGUCACCUCUCUCAUCAUCGGGUCAUAGAUGUUCUUGACUCGACCAGUUCACUGCCAAUGUAAUAUUUUCAGAACGAAAAACGGAUUUUACAUAUGGCCAGAUCUAAUAGAGGGAAAUAGAUGCAAAUAGAUGUAUUAUUUAUUUAUCGAAAAAUAUUUAUAUAACUAUAGAAAGACUAUUCUAAUAAAAUCAUUCAUUACAAAA
Nematostella vectensis (starlet sea anemone) is the source of this 2304-nucleotide messenger RNA. RefSeq lists its product as uncharacterized. The coding region runs from base 100 to 2127 and encodes 675 amino acids. Gene Ontology annotation, molecular function: protein binding. The transcript has 14 exons. Gene Ontology annotation, biological process: cell differentiation; multicellular organism development. Lineage: Eukaryota; Metazoa; Cnidaria; Anthozoa; Actiniaria; Edwardsiidae. The record is from RefSeq and is a predicted model, not a curated record.